AUGGCCAACUUCCUCGCCUCCAUCUUCGGCACCGAGCAAGACAAAGUCAACUGCUCCUUCUACUACAAGAUCGGCGCCUGCCGGCACGGCGACCGGUGCUCCCGCAAACACGUGAAACCUUCUUACUCGCAAACGAUCCUGAUGCCGAACCUGUACCACAACCCGGCCUUCGACCCCAAGAACCGGAUGAACGCGUCGCAGCUGCAGAACCACUUCGACGCCUUCUACGAGGACAUCUGGUGCGAGAUGUGCAAGUACGGCGAGCUCGAGGAGCUGGUGGUCUGCGACAACAACAACGACCACCUGAUCGGCAACGUGUACGCGCGCUUCAAGUACGAGGACUCGGCGCAGAAGGCUUGUGAUGAUCUGAACUCUCGCUGGUACGCUGCCAGGCCGAUUUACUGCGAACUGAGUCCUGUGACGGAUUUCCGCGAGGCUUGUUGCCGCUUGAAUAGCGGCGAGGGCUGUGUCAGGGGCGGGUUCUGUAAUUUCAUACAUCGCAAGAACCCCAGCCCGGAGCUGGAGAGGGAGCUCGAGCUUAGCACCAAGAAGUGGCUCAAGAUGAGGCCGCGGAGCCGCAGCCCGACGCGCUCGCCUAGCCCGGAGCCGACUAGGAGACGGUAUUAG
Molecule: messenger RNA, 627 nt
Organism: Neurospora tetraspora
Lineage: Eukaryota; Fungi; Ascomycota; Sordariomycetes; Sordariales; Sordariaceae
Exons: 1
Coding region: 1-627 (208 amino acids)
Biological process (GO): mRNA splicing, via spliceosome
Cellular component (GO): spliceosomal complex; U2AF complex
Molecular function (GO): metal ion binding; pre-mRNA 3'-splice site binding
Source: RefSeq, a predicted model, not a curated record